AUGGGUGACCAUGAAAACCUGUUUGUCCGAAACAAGGAUGUACCUCGCCAACUACAUCUCACAGCAUUCAUGCGCCCUGUCUCCCUCCACACCGGUGCAUGGCGAUAUCCUGGAGCAUAUCCCGACGCCAACUUCAACCUUUCGCAUCUCAAAUCCUUCAUCAAAAAACUGGAAGAUGCCAAAUUCGAUGCAUUCUUCAUGGCCGAUCAUCUUGCGGUGCUGAACAUGCCAGUUGAAGCACUUAAGCGAAGUCACACCGUCACCUCUUUCGAGCCGUUCACCCUUCUCUCUGCUCUCUCACAAGUCACAGAUAAGAUCGGUCUGGCUGCAACAGCAUCAACAACUUACGACGAACCAUAUCAUAUCGCACGUCGCUUUGCAUCUCUCGACCACAUCAGUAACGGUCGUGCGGCAUGGAACAUUGUAACUACUGCCAAUCCCGAUGCGGCAAAGAAUUUUGGACGUGAUGAGCACAUGGAUCACUCGGAUCGUUAUAAGCGUGCACGCGAGUUCUACGAUGUCGUCACUGGUUUGUGGGACAGCUUUGCGGAUGAUGCAUUUGUUCGCGACGCUGAGUCCGGCACAUAUGUCGAUCCAGAUAAGAUUCACGUCUUGAACCACGUAGGAGACGAAUUGAAGGUAAGAGGGCCACUCAACAUCGCCCGACCCGUUCAAGGCUGGCCAGUCAUUGUCCAAGCCGGUCAAUCCGAGCCUGGAAAGCAGCUUGCUGGAGAGACGGCCGAAGCUGUGUUCUGCUCACCGAAAGACAUUGAAUCCGCCAAACGACUAUACGCCGACAUCAAGGGACGUGCUAUUGCUGCCGGCCGCGAUCCCAAUCAUAUCAAGAUCCUGCCUGCCACCUUGAUUGUCGUAGGCAACAGUAUUCAUGAUGCACAAAGCAAGCGACUUAAACUCGAUAGCCUGGUCCACUACGACAGUGCCAUUGCCUCAUUAUCAAUCGCACUCGGAACAGAUGCAUCCAAAUUCGACCCAGACGGGCCACUACCUGCCGAUCUUCCCGAGAGUAACGCAAGCAAGACCAGCCAUGCUGGGGUUCUGAAAGUUGCCGCGGAGGAAGGGUUGUCAGUGCGACAACUUGCACAGCGGCAGGGAGGCUAUUCUGGACUUGCGUUCGUGGGGACGCCUGAGGGGAUUGCGGACAGCAUGCAGCAAUGGUUGGACGAAGAGGCGUGCGAUGGGUUUACGGUUGUGCUACCCUUCUUGCCACAAGGUCUGGAUGAUGUGACUCAACUGUUGGUGCCAGAAUUACAGCGGCGUGGCAUUUUUCGAAAGGAUUAUAAGGGUACAACGCUUCGGGAGCAUCUUGGUCUUCCACGGCCAAAGAAUCGUUUCUUCGACUGA
Molecule: messenger RNA, 1362 nt
Organism: Fonsecaea erecta
Lineage: Eukaryota; Fungi; Ascomycota; Eurotiomycetes; Chaetothyriales; Herpotrichiellaceae
Product: alkanesulfonate monooxygenase
Exons: 1
Coding region: 1-1362 (453 amino acids)
Molecular function (GO): monooxygenase activity; oxidoreductase activity, acting on paired donors, with incorporation or reduction of molecular oxygen
Source: RefSeq, a predicted model, not a curated record